UGCCAGUGUGUGUCAGUCUGUCGGUCACUGUCAGCGAUGGUGUCCCGGCGGAGCGGAGUGUCCGUGUGCUGCGCGGUGUCUGCCGCUCUCCUGGUCCUGCUGCUGCAGCCGCUACCGGGAGCCCCGUCCCCGCACAUCCCCCCGUACAAUGAGACGGCGCGGGUGGCCCGCUAUGUGGCCCACCACUGUGACUGGGGCUCCCUGGCCACCAUCUCCAGCCACGACCCGGUCCGGGGUCAGCCCUUCGCCAACGUGUUCUCUGUCAGUGACGGGCCCCGGGGCCACAGCAGCGGCGUCAUCUACUUCUACCUGACCGCCAUGGAGAUCUCCGUGCAGGACCUGCAGGUGAACUCACAAGCAUCUCUGACGAUGUCUUUGGCGCAGACACCAUACUGCAGACUACAUCACUACGACCCAGAGAGCCCGCUGUGUGCUCAUAUUAUAGUCUCUGGGAGCGUUGUGAAGGUGGAUGACAAGGAGACGGACACCGCCAAGUUGGCUCUGUUCACCCGUCACCCUGAGAUGAGCAGCUGGCCCAGAGACCAUGACUGGUUCUUUGCCAAACUCAACAUCACCAACAUCUGGGUGCUGGACUACUUUGGUGGGAUCAAGACUGUGACACCGGAUGAAUAUUACAAAGCCAGACCUUAAUUAAUAGCAGUUGAUGCCGCAGCUCCUGGAGCCAGUAACGCCUCGUGCUGACAUAAUGCCGCCCUGCCUUUUAUUUUAUGUGAUUUCUUUUCUUUUUUUCUUGUAUACUAACAACUGCUUUUCAGAAAAUGUACUUAAAUGUAAUAUGCCCCCUCUUUAUAAAGAACAUGUUCUUAACCACUUAACUGGCAUGGUCAGAUCAUAUGCGAUCGCGCCGCCCCACUUUGUCCCUUUUUGAUGAGGAGAUCCAUUCGGUAGAUGUGCAUAAUAUAAUAUUAAAAUAUUUGAAAAAAAACUUUUUAAACUAUAGUAAAUACUAUAAAAGAACAAAACAAUGUUAUGAACAGGUUUGAAGGGAAAGAUUGUCAGUUAAGUGGUUAAUAUGGGUUCUUUAUACCACAAUAUGCUACAUAACGUAAACCCGUACCCUCUGCGGACAUCUGUGUAGGUGGAGAGACGGAUCGCAGGAAAACCCAUACUGCAGCAUCUGCAGUAAAUAUAAACCCCCCUCAGGUCUGUUCCAUGCAGACUGAAUGCAUACCCUCCAACAUUUUACACAUAAAAAUCGGUAGAAAUUAGGAAAGGGGCGUGGCCACGGGUUAAGGGGGCGUGGCCACAUCCCUUCUCCUAUACUUUCAAUGGAAGUUUGGAGAGCCAAAAAUCGGUACAGACCAUUAAAAAAAAAAAGGUACUGUACCUGCCAAAAAGGUCCAGUUGGAGGGUAUGUGAAUGCCUAGGGCCCCUGCAGAGACUUUGGCAUAGUAGCCAUAUUAUCUCUCCGCCAUGUUUUAGACGCUAUUAAAUCAAGAUGAUUUCUCUGAUGUUCUCUCAUAUACUGACAUAAUGAGGAAACGUGUGAUUUACGUGCUGAGAAUAUAUUGACAAAACUAAUAUAGUAAUAGGGUGAAUGUGAGGUCUGUUCUAGGCUUGGGGGAUUAGGGGCUCUGGAAUAAAAUUUCCUGGUAUUCCUAUGGGAAAGUCCUGGAUCCUGGGCUCCCACAAAGUCAGACAGAGGGAAUUACCAGCCAUUGUGGCAAAACCUUUAUCACUUCUGGCUCACUUUACUGUACUGUGCUGCAAGUGCUCCUUAAAACCCUUAUCUGCGUAUUUACUGGAGCUGCCACAUCACUUCCCAGACUAAUAUAAAAGUUAAGGCACAAUAACCAGUUGUAUAACAUUUCUCCCAUAUGAUUUAUGUGCUAUAAAGAGAGAUCUAGUUACAGAAAUAUGCGCAGAGCGGCUGUCUGUACAUCCAUCGACAGUUCCUGCCACAGAGAGCAGUGAUGGAGUCCAUUCGAGUCGUUACCAUGGUUCUUGGUGUUUUUAGAUGAGACCCAACCUUCUACAUGUAGCUCUCCCCUACUGUACUUGGUGGAAGAGUACUAGACAUUAGUAUAGAGAUGGCGGAUGAAGCAAAAGGGACCCAUGAGGGCCACUCCCGGCCGCUCAAUAAGCUUGAGGCUGGUGAAGAAUGAGCACUAUGCCAGCGUGUUUGGCGUAACGAACAGGAUUUUGCUCUGCGCUUCUCACACAAUGUUUUUAUCCAACUAUAGAAUGUAAACAAUAUUUUCUCAUGCACGUUCCUGCACAGAUAGGGGGAAAAAACUACUUAGUGGGGGUCAUUCCGAGUUGAUCGCAGCCAGCAACUUUUUGCUGCUGUUGCGAUCAACUUGCCUAUGGGGGAGUGUAUUUUAGCUUAGCAGGGCUGUGAUCGCUUGUGCAGCCCUGCUAAGCGAAAAAAAAUUCAAGUAAAACAAGACCAGCCGUGGACAUACUUACCCUGUGCAACGAUCUCAGUGAUGCUGGGGCCGGCUUUGACGUCAGACAUCCGCCCUCCGUUUUCCUCGACACGCCUGCGUUUUCAAAUCUACUCCCUGAAAACGGCUGGAAACGCUUCGUGCCGCCCAGGACCGCCUUCUUCCUGUCAAUCUUCUAGUGGUUGGCUCUGCGACCGCUUUGCUCGCUCUUCUGGAUGUAACCCGGCGACCCCUGUCGCCGGGCAACGUCCGCCACACAUGCGCAUUCCAGACCCGAUCGCACCGCAGCGACAAACCGCUGCGUGCGAAUGGGUCGGAAUGACCCCCUGUGUCCCUUCUACACAGCCGAAAUAGACUGAUACAGUGGCUGAACUGUAAUAACCCAAAUGGAGAAAACACAGAAACUUCUAAGUAAUACCUGUCUAUUGAGUCCUAUUAGUUCUUCUGCAAUUUUAUUAAUGAUUCUUUUUGGAAAUAAAAUCAAGUCUCUUAAUAUAUAGUGAUUGACAAAUUCAGUUGGUACUUGUAAAAGUGCGAAGUUUUGUUUCUGACCAGAGUGUGCCCUAAGUCUGACCUAUGGUAUAUCCACAUUUGUUCUUUUAUAUGAUCUAACGUAAAGCAAGCUCUCAAAUUCUGCAUAAAUGUUUACUAUUUUAUUGAACAAUAAACUGAUCUUGAAUGUAUUGCUUUGUACCGCGAUAAAUAAAUCUAUAUUUGUAAGAA
This is a messenger RNA of Pseudophryne corroboree (corroboree frog), 3131 nucleotides long. It is a transcript of the gene CREG1, whose product is annotated as cellular repressor of E1A stimulated genes 1. Lineage: Eukaryota; Metazoa; Chordata; Amphibia; Anura; Myobatrachidae. The coding region runs from base 37 to 651 and encodes 204 amino acids. The record is from RefSeq and is a predicted model, not a curated record. The transcript has 4 exons.